GCGGCCACCGGAGCAGCGGGGCUUCGAGCGGGAGCAGAGUCCGUCCGGCGCCACGGGGUCUCCUGGGCGUGGCAGGGCGGGCUUGGUGGCCACCAAUCAGAGGCCAGGAGGCGCUGCCAGGGGGCCUGCGCAGGCGCACUGGGUCGCCUGGGGCUGAAGGGGCGGGGCUUCGGGAGGACCUGGGCUUCUGUUCAGUUGGUCGCUGGCGGGGAGGAGGAGAGGACGGCCACCAUGCAGGCCCCGGACGAUGGCGAGGGCGGCGCAGGGACACCCAAUGGCCCUGGAGGCUGCGCAGGCCUUGGCGGCUGGGAGGGUGAAGGAGAGGAGGGCGCUGUGGCCGGUGCAGCUCCCCAGGUCCAAGGGGCGUCGCUUGCCCCUGCGCCGGGUGCAGAGGCCUCUUCCCCUGGUGCGACCCCUGGAAGCCCGCCGCUGGAGUUCGCCCUCACGGUGCCCUUCCUGUCCUACACGGAUGCGGAGGUGGCUCGCAGGUACCUGUGCGCAGGUGCUGACCUCUACCACGGGGCUGUGCAGAGGGAGCUCACAGUGAUUGGCAGUGACCUGGUUAUCCGAUUAACGUCUGAAGACUCCGGCCUCCUGCAAAUCUCCACCGCCUCCUUGCUCAGCAGGCUUUCCGUCGUGGUGCAGACCAUGCAGCACUUCGUGCCUCCGGUGUUUGUUAAGCCUCGGCCUGGAAAGGGGGGUUGAGGCCACAAGAGUACCCUGUCCUAGGCAGCGCGUCCGUCCCUAAGACCGUGAUUUUCGCACCAGUGGCCACUUUAUUGGAGGGCCCGAUUGUCUGCCUGCACCAGCCCUUGGCCACUCUCUACCCCCGUGGCUUGGCUUGCUGCCUAGGUACUGCUUACCGCGGAUAAUAAAACGGAGUUUCUUUGCGGCA
This is a messenger RNA of Phacochoerus africanus (Common warthog), 895 nucleotides long. RefSeq names its product EKC/KEOPS complex subunit LAGE3-like. Lineage: Eukaryota; Metazoa; Chordata; Mammalia; Artiodactyla; Suidae. The transcript is spliced from 3 exons. Gene Ontology annotation, cellular component: EKC/KEOPS complex. The coding region runs from base 232 to 705 and encodes 157 amino acids. The record is from RefSeq and is a predicted model, not a curated record.